AGAACAGUGCCUCAAAUAGCUGCGUCUAUUUCUCAACCGUAAAGUUGUUUUCUCUUUUAGCUCUUUCUCGGGCUUCCCCUGGAACAGUAUGACAACAACCGACCCCUCCGACUCCGAUCCUAUCACUGUCUCCGAUCACCUUCUUUCCUUUCUUCUCGCCGAAACCCCCACCGUCCUUCACUUCAAAGGCAAGUGGUCCCUCAUCACUUCGAAACUUCACCUUCUUCACUCUCGACUUGCCGAUUUCUCCUCCUCCUCGAACUCUCUCUCUCUAGACCUUCUUCUCUCCGUAUCCCACACCCUCAACGAUGCCGUUUCCCUCGUCAAGGAUUGCCAGUUCCCCACCUUGUCAAGCGGAAAACUCAAGACCCAGAGCCUCAUUGACUCCCUCCUUGCCAGCCUCGAUCGCCAUCUCGCAGACUGCGACGUUCUCUUCAAAAGCGGCGUCCUCCUGGACGACGCCGUUUCAACUGCCUCUAACAGGGACUCUGCUCGAUCUGAAUCCAGAAAUUUGAUCACUCGUUUGCAAAUUGGGUCGUCGGAUUCUAGGAUUUCGGCUAUGGGCUCCUUUCUGGGUUUACUACAUGAGGAUGAUAAGAAUGUGAUGAUAGCUGUGGCACAGGGCGUGGUUCCCGUGCUCGUUCGCUUACUGGAUUCGAGCUCUUCAGAAAUGAAGGAGAAGAUCGUCGCCGCGAUAUCCAGAGUUUCAACGGUGGAUAGCAGUACAUAUGCAUUAAUCGCCGAGGGUUUAGUGCUUUUGAAUAAUCUUCUUCGAGUUCUUGACCAUGGAAGUGGGUUUGCUAAAGAGAAAGCCUGUAUUGCCCUCCAAGCUCUAACGUUCUCUAAAGAGAACGCUAGGGCAAUCGGGUCUAGAGGUGGUAUUUCUUCCCUAUUGGACAUUUGCCAAGUAGGCACGCCGGGUUCCCAAGCUUCCGCAGCUGGAGUUCUGAGAAAUCUUGCCGUUUUCCCUGAAGUCAGAGAAAACUUCGUCGAGGAGAAUGCGGUUGUUGUUCUGCUAGAGCUCGCUUCUUCGGGUACUGCAAUAGCCCAAGAAAAUGCAAUUGGUUGUUUGUCUAACCUAAUUUCUGAUGACGAAACUCUGAAAUUAAUGUGUGCUAAGGAAGGAGGGAUUGAGUGUUUGAAGAAUUUCUGGGACUCAAUUCCGUCCGUUCAGAGUCUUGAAGUUGCGAUUGAGUUAUUGAGGUGCAUGGCAUCAAGCCCAUCGAUUGCUGAACUUCUUAUCUCAGAUGGGUUCAUCCAGAGACUCGUGGGCGCGUUACAUUGUGGUGUAUUGAGGGUGAGAAUUGCGGCCGCUCGAGCUGUUUAUGCUCUGGGGUCCAGCACCACAAAGGCGAAGAAGGAGAUGGGCGAAUGUGGAUGCAUUACUCCAUUGAUCCAGAUGUUGGAUGGCAAAGCCGUAGAAGAGAAAGAAGCAGCUGCAAUGGCUUUGUCAACACUCAUGUUAUAUACGGGCAAUAGAAGGAUUUUCCUGAAGGAUGAGAGGGGUAUAAUGAGUGCGGUUCAGCUUUUGGAUCCGUCAAUACAGAAUUUGGACAAGAAAUUCCCAGUUUCCAUUCUGUUAUCACUUGUGCAUUCUAAGAAUUGUAAAAAGCAAAUUGCAGCAGCUGGUGCCAGUGAAUAUACACGAAAACUUGUAGGGAUGGAUGUUGAGGGGUCUAAGAAACUCUUGGAUAGCCUUGGUCGUGCAAAGAUAUGGGGAGCAUUUGCAAGAUCCUUAAGAUGAAACUUUCCUUCAAAUUCCAAACAAUGGAUAAAGGAGCAGGAGUUGAUUUAUUGAUCUGCAUUUAUGAUAAUUUAUUCAGUUUUUCUUUCUUCCUUUUUUUCUUUUCAUGUUAAUAAUUUGUGAUCACUUCUCUUUUGUUUAGGGACUUGAUGUAGAAUGUGACCUAGUCGAAAUUGAGUUAAUUUGUAUACAUGGGAAUAUCCACUUACAUUCUGGAUAGUUUGUUAUUGAUUUGACAAUUACAAUGGAGUACCAACUACCUAGUGAGUCCGCCUUGUAAGCAGAGCUCAGUCGUGAUACCUUGAUCUCUCUAAAUUCUGAUAUGCUCUGCAGCCUGCUUUAAAUGCUUUUGCUUCUAUCACAUGAUAUAGGGUUGGUUCUGAAAAGAACGCAGUUUCCCACAAACUAGGUUGCCAGAAGAAAAAAUGGCAUAUCUUAUGUCCGUAUGACUGAUUCGGAUGAUCGAUGUUUGCCUAUUAGUGCUUACCUUGAGUUACAAACCCCAUUCUGUAUCUUGAACAUUGAUAAUCUUAGGAUGUUGCUUCCUUGAGUAGAUACUUACCCCAAAGGCCACUUGACCCUAAUCAUCGUGACAGAUUGCCUUGGGGUGUCCUUUUUCCGGCUUUACCUUAAUUGGUAAUCUGGUAUUUGAUUUGAUUAUUAGAGGGUUGGUCAGUGGAAAUUUCAUUAAAGUGUUCCGAACGACCUCCACUCAAUUUUCUGUGAGCACCAUGUGCAUUUGUUCGCGAUCAUGUGCAUCUUGUCUAUGGGUUGCCCAAAAUUGCAUUUCUGUUGGCUGUUGCCUUAACAAGGACCUACCUAAACCCGUUUUGCUCUCGAGUCUUGAAUGCUAUAGCUUCAGGGAAAAAAAAAAAAAAGAAGAUUAUCAUUAUCAUUAUCGUUAUCAUUGUUAUUAUUAUUAUUAUUAUUUUGAAAGAUCAUCUGUUGAAAUUCUCUGCUCUACUGCCUCACCGGAAUACUGAACCAAAUUUUCCGUUGUCGUGAUCCCAAUCGAAAUUGAUAUGCCUAUGACAACUGUAGCCGGCGAAUCUUUAUCAAUUCAGCGUGUAUUCCGAGAUUUUCAGUGUUUUUUGCGCGCAAAUCAUGUGAAAGAAGGCGAAGGAGAAAUUAGAAAAAGACCCUUGACUUCUUGGUUGAAGACUGUCAUAUGCGAAAGAUCGCUUACAGUCUGAUAUAGAAAGUACUUGAGAACGGGGAAGGAUCAGAUCAUGGCAUUCUUGGCUGCAAAAGCAAGAAAAAUCAGUGGGAAGCUUAAUAAUUACAAUCUGAAUUCCCCUAUAUGAUGAAAGAAACAUGCCUACGAGGAUGGGGCCAAGGUGUCCCAGUUUGGUAAGUUCACAGGAUUACUGUACCAAAUACCAAAUAAUAGAUGUUGCUCUCCAUUAUGAACUAUUUAUUUUUGCUCACCCUCUUGCUUCUCACUAUUUCCUCCCCAUGACAAUCAUAAUUUUAUUUAUGCCCAUUGGACUUC
This is a messenger RNA of Prosopis cineraria, 3236 nucleotides long. RefSeq lists its product as uncharacterized. Lineage: Eukaryota; Viridiplantae; Streptophyta; Magnoliopsida; Fabales; Fabaceae. Gene Ontology annotation, molecular function: protein binding. The record is from RefSeq and is a predicted model, not a curated record. The transcript is spliced from 2 exons. The coding region runs from base 89 to 1744 and encodes 551 amino acids.